AUGAACGAAAAACAAAAAAAAUUAGAUGAAGAUUUAAAAAACAAAACAAUUGAUGAAACAAUAGCUGAACAAAAAACUGAAGAAAUUGCAGGAUUAAUUAUUAUACAAUCAGGUCAAGAAGCAUUUCUUACACUACUUCAAUCUGAAAAAGAUUCGAAAAUAAAACGAUUGGAUAAAAAUAAAGAAAAUGCGAUCCAUGAUCAUGAUGAAUCAGCUGAACUUAAUACAGAAUAUUUUCUAUAA
This is a messenger RNA of Rotaria sordida, 243 nucleotides long. NCBI's taxonomy places the organism in Eukaryota, Metazoa, Rotifera, Eurotatoria, Philodinida, Philodinidae. The record is from the annotation of a GenBank genome assembly.